Thermothielavioides terrestris NRRL 8126 is the source of this 788-nucleotide messenger RNA. RefSeq lists its product as uncharacterized. The transcript is spliced from 2 exons. The record is from RefSeq and is a predicted model, not a curated record. NCBI's taxonomy places the organism in Eukaryota, Fungi, Ascomycota, Sordariomycetes, Sordariales, Chaetomiaceae. The coding region runs from base 231 to 707 and encodes 158 amino acids.
CGCGACUACUCGGGAAAUUGCGAGCACGAACGCCGCACGUCUUCGACCCGCCCAACGUUCUCCGGCUUCCUCAUCCUCGGCCUACGGGGUCUUCGCAACCGGUCUCUCCAGGCUGACACCCACUGUCCAACCCGGCCGUGGGUCGUGAGCGCGCAACACCCAAGUCGUCUCUCACCCCAGCAAGCUCGCUCGACGACUCGCGCAAGACCGCGCGGUGUUGGCAACCCACAAUGUUCUGUCUCCGCAGUUGGCUUCCGCUCCUCUUCAUCCCGACAAACGCGUCGCCGGCCUUCAUCUUCCUCUUUUUCCUCUGCACCUACUUUCUCAACCGGCCCUGCUUCUACUGCUCCUUCCUCCUCCUCAUUCUCUUCCUGACGUCGUGCAACUGGUCCGACCGCUGCUUUCUGGAUCUCGGCAGCAACUGGUUCCAGCCUCGGACCGCAGGGAGUUACGUAUACGUGCCCGUCUCGGCCUGGAGGGGAGCGCCGGCUGCCAACCUCACGGCAACCGCAGACCUCAAUGCCACCGCCUCGGCCGUCAUUUCCGAAAUGCUGAACACCACUGCCGGGGCUCUGGCUACGGCUACCGCGGAACACAUUGCUCGGGCGAAGGUGGAGUGGACCGGACUCGGCCUGGAAUGGCUGCGGAGUCUGCUUGGCCGGCGGGAGUGGCGGAUCGACUGCUUGGAUCUCUACAUUAGGUUAUAGCCUUCUGGGUCCAGCUGGUGGGCUGGACGGAGCCCUGAUCUGUGUUCUGGUGCCAAGCACGCCUGGUGGUCGUUCCGGCCG